CACUCGUGACGGCACUCGCUUGCAUCAUUACUCAUAAAAAUUCGAUAUUUUUCAGAAAAGUCAAAGAUGCCCGAUAUCAUCAAGAUCGCUGGUGAUCACAUACUCAUAUAUGAAGCUUAUUACAAACAGCUUGACCCGAAGGAGGCGAAUGAAAUCGGAGCACUCGAUGCGGCCAAAUUUCUCAAAAAAUCCGGACUAAGCGACGUUGUCCUCAGUCGGGUAUGGGACCUGUCAGAUCCGAAUGGCCGUGGUUUCCUCAACAAAGAAGGCUUCUUCGUUGCACUGAAACUGAUUGGGCUGGCCCAGGAAGGCUCGGACAUAAAUAUGAAGAACAUCUUCAAAGAGCUUCAAAAGCCACCCAAAGUGGGAGAUCUUCCAAAGGUACCGGCACAGAUUAAACUUGUUUCCACAGAAAACACAGACUGGUCAAUGAAACCCGAGAAGAGACAACAGUAUGAACAAUUGUUCGAAUCGCUCGGUCCGAUGAGUGGAUUGCUACCGGGAGCAAAAGUGCGUACCACUUUGAUGAAUUCGAAACUACCAGUAGACACGCUUGGUCGCAUUUGGGAUUUGGCCGAUCAGGACCGUGAUGGAAGUCUCGAUAAACACGAAUUUUGCGUCGCCAUGCAUCUAGUUUACGAAGCACUGGAUAAACGUGCAAUCCCUGCAGUUCUACCACCUCAGCUUCAACGUAACGCUCCAGCAGCCAUCGCUAACGACAACAGCUUCGACGCUUUCGGCAAUGGUGAUGGUGGUUUCGUAGCAAACUUUCCAACUGACAUCGCUCCACCUCCACCAGUGGUUCCACCCCUUCCGAUCAUAAACCGUGCUGCUCCACCGGUUAUUCCGCCGGCUCCGCUUAUACCACUCAUUCCAACCGGAGUCGAUGCCACUGUCACGAGUAACGCGUGGGUCGUGACAACGCUGGAACGCUGUCGUUAUGAGGAAAUUUUCAACAAAAGUGACAUGGAUCGAGAUGGGCUCGUUUCCGGUCACGAAAUUAAAGAGGUCUUUAUCCAGUCCGGCCUACCACAGAACGUGCUCGCCCACAUCUGGGCCCUUUGCGAUAGCAAUCAGUCGGGAAAGCUGCGGCUGGAGGAAUUCUGUCUGGCAAUGUGGUUCGUAGAACGAGCCAAAAAAGGAAUUGAUCCGCCACAGGCGUUGGCGCCAAAUAUGAUUCCUCCCAGUUUGAGGAAGAACUCGAUGAUUGCUCCGCCGGAGUCAAAACCGACUUAUAGUAACCCAGAACUAGAAAUGAUUUCAAAAGAGAUUGAAGAACUAGCGAAAGAGAGACGUUUGUUGGAGCAAGAAGUUGCUCAGAAGGAAGCGGACGUUCGAAUAAAGGGCGGAGAAAUGAGAAGCUUACAGAGUGAGUUGGACACUCUAACAGCCACAUUGAAGCAAUUGGAGAAUCAAAAAGGUGAAGCACAGAAACGUCUCGACGAUCUCAAAAAUCAGAAAGUUGAUGUAGAUACUGCAAUUGCUAGUGCCAGAGUGCAGGUAAAUAAAAUUCGAGAACAAUGCCAGAAGCAGGAAGCAACGCUGAAGGAGCAGGAAGGUGAACUGGAUUCGCGUCGAUCUGAAUUGCAGAAGUUGAAAGAUGAAGAACAGGCGCUGGAGAAGGAGUAUAACUCCACAACAAAAGACGUAGAUCGGCUAACGUCUCAACUUCAGGACACCCAGCUCGAGAUUAGCCAGGUCAAAGCAAUGGUUACUCAGAUUCAGGAGUACCAACGACAAAUGACCGAUGCACUGGCUAUGUUCCGCAACGCGAUUGAUGCCAAUGAUCCUAUUCUAGUGUCGGAUUAUUCAUUGAAGAUUGAGCCCGAAUUCAGAAGUGCCAAACAGGCACUCGAAGAGAAAGAGGUGGAAAAUGCAAACAAGCGGGAUCCAUUCGGCGAUAACAAAGCAAACGGAUUCAGUGCGACGGAUGGCGAAACUGGUUUUGGGGAUGAUUUCAAAACAAAUGGAUUCACCGCACAGUUUGACACGAGCAACGGAUUCCAGAGCUCCGGUUUCGACGAUGGCUUUGGUACUGCGUUCGAUAAUACCAAAACAAGAGAUCCGUUUGCUUCGUCCGCUGCUUCAGUGGCCGAUCCGUUUGCCGCUGAUAGUAAACCACCUGCUGCAAAUACUUCCAAAGACGAGUUUGGUUGUGAUCCGUUUGCCAUACUACACGCACCAACCUCUACUAGUCAGGUGCUCACCCCAAGCCCUAGCAAAUCGGCAGCACCACCUCGACCGGAAUCCCCAAGCCCUGCGUUGCCCCCUAAGAAGGCAAAACAACCUCCACCUCGUCCAGCCCCGCCUAGACCUCUCCAGGGUCCCACGCCGACGAAACCGUUACCAUCAUCGGACGCAUUUGGCGAUAGCAGCGGAGGCAGUUUCGCCAACUUUGCUGACUUCGACAAUAAGAACCUGAAACCUGCCGCUCCAUCACCACUGAAUACAUCCUCCAUUUUUGCGUCACCCGUUGUACUUUCUCCAUCGCCUGUGGCAGGCCGGACAACCUCAACCACUCCUCUGCCGGUGUUUUUGGGUGUUGGCACCACCACAAACACCAAUUUUCCAAACAUUAGUGUGUCAUCUUCACCAGUGUCGAUAUCAUCCGGUGCAGAACAGACAAAAACAGUCGCCGCAGUCACCACGAAAGCUGUCGAUUUCUUCGACGAUCCGUUCAAAGACUACCGUUAUGAGGAUCCGUUUAACAUAACGGAUCCAUUCGCCGAUGAGGAAGAAUCAGGCCCGGCCGGUUCUGAAGACCCAUUCUCCUCUGAUUCAAAUACACUGAGCAGCAACCGAGUCACCAGUUCGGGGAAGGAUACGACCGGGAUAGCAAGCAGCAGCCACUUGGAUGACCUGUUCGGUGAUGCAAUGAACAACAAUUUCACCUUUAGCACAAGCACCAGCAGUAGCACUACCACCGGCACGAAGCCUUCCGUUGCCGACCCGUUCGAUGCUUUCAAUGACAAUUUUAGCAGGAACACUACCAAACCCAAGAACCAUACCAAUCAGGAAUUGCUUUUCAGUGCUUUUGGGGCGACCGAUAGUUCGACCAGUGAGACGGAAGAUGCGUUUUACGGCGGAACGAUGGCUAAAUCUAGCCCAUUCGAGGAUGAAUUCUCUCGCGUCGAUGAUGAAUUUGCGAAAAUGGAUUUUUCGAACAACAACAACAAUGCGGUUUCGAAUGAUUUUGCGAAUUUCGAUGCGUUCUACAGUGAUAGUAAAGAACAGACAAAAGACAACAUAUCUUCCGCCAACAAAUCGAUACUGACAAGAAAGAACGCUGUGAAACGAACUAAAUCAGAAAAAAAUAUUGCUUCGCCUUUACCAGCUAAAUUUUCGGAGGAUUACUCGAAAGACGAUUCGUUCGAUGAAGAUCUGAAGGCGGUCCUAAAGAGAUCGCAACGUGAGAAGUAGACUAUCUAAGAUUUUUUUUUCGGAAAGAGAUUCGCUUUCAUACUGUUCGCUAGUUGAAAAAUCAGUGGGGAAGUGCCUGAGAAAAAAUAUUUUAUAACUUAACUGAAUAUAACCAAACAUUCCCCAAGAGAGGAGUGUAGUUCCUUCCGAGCGAAGUAUUUGCAUUUUUGUUAUCGCAUAAAACGAUUUCUGUUGUUCUUUCUUACAACGAUUGUUUCUCAACACAACAAAAUAUUGCUGCUGAGUUGAACGAACAUUUGAUCUGAUCCGACUAAGGGGAAACUAGUUACAAGUUCAGGUUUCAGUCUCCACAACAUCGAACACAUAUGCUGAAUGCAAUCACUCUAAGGGCACGCUCGAAUUACAAUUCCAUCACUUGAACUUACGUAAGCUUUAAUAUGUGUACUAUUACUAGUGUUCGAAUUUAUUUUUUUUGUUCUAGUAUUUUAGUUAUACACAAAGAAACAGUAUAGAAAUUUAUAUUUUGGUUUCUGUACAUAAUUAUCGGGAGGCGUUGUUGUGUAUUACAUGGGGGAGAUUUCAACUGUAAGAAAUUAUACACUUCAAAACAUGAACAUUGAAAUUAAUAUUGUUGGAUGUAGAGUUUGGGGUGAGUAACUCUUAUUCGCAUGCAAACGAAAUUAUAUCCGCUUGGUCGCACAAAAAACUUCUCCAAAAAGAUAUAUAUUCAUCGUCGGAAUGAAGGAGUAAUCAGAAAUAAAAUGAUAAAAAGCUUUACCUAGUGAAAAAAAUUGGAACAAACAAGCGCUUUGGUUGUCAAUAUCAGUAGUUAUUUAUUCCAUGCUAGAUUAAAGAAGCAAUUUGCGACUGGCAAAUUACUCAAUGAGAAAAAAAACCGAAGAGUAUUUCAAAUAAUACAAUGAAAAAGUACCAUUUUUGUAUGCUUGGAACCUAUCAAAGCACUUUAUAUGUUAAUAUUCAUAAAGGAAGAUGUAUAUGUUCGUUAUUACAAACAGGUUGGGCCUGUUGAAUGAUAAUUAUCAACAAAACAAGAAAUUAGUAGAAAAAGUGUACUAAAUUAUCCCUGCAUGUGUUAUAGAUAUAGAUGUACUCAGACAGUGAGAGCA
Molecule: messenger RNA, 4508 nt
Organism: Toxorhynchites rutilus septentrionalis
Lineage: Eukaryota; Metazoa; Arthropoda; Insecta; Diptera; Culicidae
Gene: Eps-15
Product: epidermal growth factor receptor substrate 15-like 1
Exons: 12
Coding region: 67-3420 (1117 amino acids)
Biological process (GO): endocytosis; endosomal transport
Cellular component (GO): clathrin coat of coated pit; cytoplasm; plasma membrane
Molecular function (GO): cadherin binding; calcium ion binding
Source: RefSeq, a predicted model, not a curated record